Messenger RNA from Daldinia vernicosa, 1840 nucleotides. RefSeq names its product mitochondrial carrier. NCBI's taxonomy places the organism in Eukaryota, Fungi, Ascomycota, Sordariomycetes, Xylariales, Hypoxylaceae. Gene Ontology annotation, cellular component: mitochondrial inner membrane. The transcript is spliced from 2 exons. The coding region runs from base 325 to 1560 and encodes 411 amino acids. The record is from RefSeq and is a predicted model, not a curated record. Gene Ontology annotation, biological process: transmembrane transport.
GGGGUGAAGAUAUGUACAUACCUCUUACAUUACCUUAUGUCAAUGUAUGUAAUAAAAAGGAAGUGACGUCCAUUCGCGGCCGUUCUAAAUCGCUUCGUCAGCGCAAAAUCCGGGGCACCGCAAAUCUCCAUCCGUUUUCCCACCAUCUUUCGUCUCUUGCCGACACCCCCUCAUCACACCCCUACGCGACACCCGAGAAACCUCACGAGGCGGACCCCGAGCAGUAUAGAUAUGUACUAUUAACUAACAUUUUUACUAUUUUUUAUUUUUUUUUCGUUAUAGCGUUCAUUGUAUUAUAACGGAGAUAAAGUCGGUGGCGUAGUAAUGCCAUCGGCUGCCGUAAAUCAUGCCGCGAGGUCCGAGUUCAUAUCUCAGGGAGAGGAAAAUGCCAAUCCCAUCGUCAGCAAAAUGGACGGGGUUGUCAGGAAAGCUAGCAAUGCCGUCACGGGAGCGACGGCGCGGAGUCCAAGUCCAAGUCCAGAUCCAGACGAUGAUAUACCACCGAUAGCAAUAAAGGGGAAACAGCCGGAUAAACAUAGUAUGGACUAUGUCCUUCGUUCCUUUGUCGCCGGAGGUCUCGCAGGGUGUGCUGCCAAGACUACCGUCGCUCCUCUCGAUCGAGUCAAGAUCCUCUUCCAGACCGGCAAUCCGCAGUUCGCAAAGUAUCAGGGUUCGUGGGCCGGCUUCGGGAUAGCGAUACGUGAUAUAUAUGCUCGCGAGGGAGUAUCAGGUCUAUUCCGCGGACACUCAGCUACUCUCUUAAAAAUAUACCCUUACGCCGCUGUAAAGUUUGUUGCCUAUGAACAAUACCGCGCCUUACUCAUCGGCUCAAACCGCCAAAACGAAACGUGGUUCCGACGGUUCUCCUCCGGUGCGUUGGCCGGUGUCACAUCGGUCUUCCUCACAUAUCCUUUAGAGAUUGUUCGCGUGCGGAUGGCAUUCGAAACGAAAGCCACGCGACCGUCGCUUAUCGAGAUCUGCAAAAAGAUUUAUCACGAGCACCCUGUAUCGAAACCACCUGCUGCGAAGACAGCGACCAGGCCAGGUGCCACCGGAAAUAUAACCGCGGCCACAGCAGCAACAGCGCAGUUUGUAACCCCUCGCUCUGGUUUGGUUAAUUUUUAUAGGGGGUUUUCUACAACUCUCUUGGGUAUGGUACCGUACGCCGGCGUGUCAUUUCUAACUCAUGAUACCGUGAGCGAUCUCUUCCGCCUACCAUCUAUUAGGAAAUAUACUACCCUUCCUAAACCAGCCAAUGCUCCCGCCGAUAAACCUGCACCGCUUCAAGCAUGGGCUGAGCUAAUAGCUGGAGGACUCUCGGGUGUUGUAUCACAAACCGUGUCUUACCCGUUGGAGGUGAUUAGACGGCGGCAGCAAGUUAGCGGGGCUGUAGGGGAUGGACGCCGUUUACGAAUAGGCCAGACGGCGGCUAUGAUCUUUAGAGAACGAGGGAUCUCCGGGUUCUUCGUCGGGCUAUCGAUUGGUUAUGUGAAGGUAUUACCUAUGGGCGCCGUGAGCUUCUACACGUGGGAACGGCUGAAAAUACUGUUCAAUAUCUAGACAAACAAAAGCUGUACAUAUGAAGGAUUUGCGGUAGCAUUAUCGGAGUGUAGGCGUUUAUGGCAUAUACCAUGCUUGGGUGCAGCAUGACGAGUUGGAGUCUAGCUCGCGGUGGCCCAGGACUUGGGGUCCCUGUGCAUUGAUUGGUAUGGAUACAUGGAAUAGCAAGGCAUAACUAACAGACAUAGAGAGAAGUAUUGUCUACAUCAAUUGUUAACGACCCCUUUCCUAUUACAUCUGUUUUAAUUUCGUAAAUUGCUAGCUUCUUUAAGUUUGACUU